Molecule: messenger RNA, 723 nt
Organism: Heterostelium album PN500
Lineage: Eukaryota; Evosea; Eumycetozoa; Acytosteliales; Acytosteliaceae
Exons: 3
Coding region: 1-723 (240 amino acids)
Biological process (GO): GPI anchor biosynthetic process
Cellular component (GO): endoplasmic reticulum
Source: RefSeq, a predicted model, not a curated record
AUGGUUCAACGACAACUACUUCAAGCAUAUCGUCGCGAAUAUCAACUACUAUUUGUCGCCAUCGCAUGUUUUGGUGUUGGGCGAUCUCUUCUCAUCGCAGUACAUCGACGACACCGAGUUUGCGCUGCGUGUGUCGCGCUACCAAAACAUCUUUUCCGCGCUGACGCCAGAGCGCACCACACUGAUAAACAUCACCGGCAAUCACGAUAUUGGCUACGGCAACGAAGCAAACACCCGGCGAGUGGAACGCUUCGAAGAGGUGUUUGGAAAGGUCAAUUCAAAGUGCACGUUGCACAUCACACCGGUGAAUCGAUGAUUCGCGAGCAAAGCAUGCUCACCAAAGAAACAACACAAUACAUUCUCGAUGAAAUCAAACCAAUCUAUGUAUUCAAUGGUCAUGAUCAUGAUGGAUGUAUAUAUAAACAUAAUAAUCAUACAAUAGAAUAUACAAUUAGAUCAAUGAUGGGAGAGUUUGGUGGAUAUUCAGCAUUAUUUGAAAUUAGAAAACCAAAUCCAGAUAUUGAGAAUUUCGAAUACAGUUUCAAGAUUUGUCCUUUCAUUCAGACUAAAUUCAUUAAUAUAUCGUUUGGAGUUACAGGUGGAUGGUUAGUUCUAUUCAUUAUUUAUAAUUUAAUACUAUCAUUCAUUAGAUGUUAUCAUAAUCAAUUCAAAAAAUCGUCAUCAUCUUCAUCAUCAUCAAAUCAGAAAUAUAAAAAAGAUUAA